AUGUGCGUGCGCAAAGAAAGACUGACGACAGGAAACUCUGUAGGUGCCCAAGUGCUAAUUUCAGUUAGUGUGGUUAUUUUUGCGAGCCAGGCGGGCCAGUCCGCCGUGCCGCUGAUCAGUGCGUGGGACUUAAACUCUUUCUCCUGGAUCCAGCGCAGCACUGUCCAGGAUAUGAUGGCGUUCAUGGGCAAGACGGUCGCGGAGCGGACCUCGCCGACGCAGCGCCAGUCGAUCCAAGAGAACAACUUUACUGCGCAUGUGCACGCACGCCCGGCCGUCGACGGCGUUACCGGCGUGCUGGUCUCGGACAGCGAGUACCCCGUGCGCGUCGCAUAUUCCCUGCUAAACAAGCUCCUGGACGAGUUUAUCGUGAAGGUGCCGAAAGCCAAGUGGCAGGGACAGGUAAACCAGGUGCUCUUGAACGGCGGCGUGCCGGCCAAGGGCGAGGGAAUUCUGCGGAGCAGCGAGUUUCCUCAGGCGCAGGAAUCGCUCGCGCGCUACCAGGAUCCCCGCCAGGCGGAUGCCAUUUUGCGUGUACAGCAGGAGCUGGACGAUACCAAGAUUGUCUUGCACAAUACCAUCGACUCUGUGCUCCAGCGAGGCGAGGACCUCGAUAAGCUCGUGGAAAAGAGCGGGUCGCUCAGCCAGCAAAGCAAGAUGUUUUACAAGUCGGCUCGCAAGCAAAGUACGUAUGCACACGCGCUUACCCAGAUUCGUGCUGUGGGAUCAUGUAGCGUCGCAGAUCUGGGAAAUAUGUAG
Messenger RNA from Malassezia vespertilionis, 759 nucleotides. RefSeq names its product palmitoyltransferase (gene YKT6). The record is from RefSeq and is a predicted model, not a curated record. NCBI's taxonomy places the organism in Eukaryota, Fungi, Basidiomycota, Malasseziomycetes, Malasseziales, Malasseziaceae. Gene Ontology annotation, molecular function: SNAP receptor activity. Bases 1 to 759 code for a protein of 252 amino acids. Gene Ontology annotation, cellular component: Golgi apparatus. Gene Ontology annotation, biological process: endoplasmic reticulum to Golgi vesicle-mediated transport. The transcript is spliced from 4 exons.